AUGACCUACUGCAAUGGCUACACCCACGUCUGCAUAAACGGGGUAAGAUUAUUUGUGAUGGUUCUCUCUGUAAGCGAAUCGGCUAUACCAAUACGUCAUCACGUGAUCCAUGGAGUUCAUCAUGGGAUGAAUGCUACAUCAGGAUAUGGUAACGACACAUGUUUUGUGUCAGACGACUCGGAAAUUCCAGAGGCAUUCAGUAAACUAGUUGAAGACGUAAAGCGUUUGCGCAAACAUACUUCACCCAUUUCAGUGGCUUCAGGCACACCCUGUAACAAUUAUCAAGGCUAUUGUGACGUUUUCCACAGAUGUAGAGGGGUGGAUAACGAGAAACCUCUAGAGCAACUGAAAAAUUUGAUCUUUGGAGAAGAAACUCUCACUACAAUUAAAAACUGGAUCAUUGAAUACUGGUGGGGUGUGAUGCUAAUUGUGGUCGGGAUUGUGAUCGUGAUGGGCGUCUUCAUCAAAGUUUGCUCCGUAAACACACCAAGUAAAGACCCAAAACUAAAGACAUUUAGAAAAAAAAGAAUAAAAAGGAAAGAGGGCCGGUGAAAAAUCCUGGACCGUAUUACAUAGGAGGAAAAAACAAAGGAAAAGAGAAUGGACGAAGAGAAAUGGGAAACAACAGACGAAAUAUGGAAAUGGGGAAUGUCUAGAUUAGAUCAGUACAUUAUGAAGACCUGAACAGUUAAAGAAGUCAACAAUGCAUACCUGGCUCAAAAAUCACAAACUAAGAACAAAUUUCAUCCGAAAAUUGAAAUCAAUUUACAUUUUGAAAAAAAAAUAUAAUGAAGCAGAAUUUUCUACAUGCUUGUAAAAUUUGUAUAUAACACAUACUCGCGAAUUCUGUGG
This is a messenger RNA of Saccostrea cuccullata (small rock oyster), 852 nucleotides long. RefSeq names its product disintegrin and metalloproteinase domain-containing protein 10-like. The transcript is spliced from 6 exons. The record is from RefSeq and is a predicted model, not a curated record. Gene Ontology annotation, biological process: membrane protein ectodomain proteolysis; Notch signaling pathway. Lineage: Eukaryota; Metazoa; Mollusca; Bivalvia; Ostreida; Ostreidae. Gene Ontology annotation, cellular component: plasma membrane. Gene Ontology annotation, molecular function: metalloendopeptidase activity. Bases 1 to 552 code for a protein of 183 amino acids.